AUGUUCAAAUUCCUCAAAAAAACCUCCCCGGAGGAGGAAGUCCGUCAGUGGACGCGGCGUCUUCGAGCCGAGCAGCGCCAGGUUGAUCAGCAAAUCACCAAAAUCCGCCGGGAGGAGGACAAGACGAAGCAGGCGAUGCGCGGGGCGGUCAAGGCGAACGAUUUGGUCGCCGCGCGGGGCCUCGCGCGGGCGCUUUUGCACGCCCGCCGCGCCGUCAGCCGCCUUCACGCCGCGAAGGCGCGGAUGGCCUCUGUCGCGAUGCGGCUCCAGCACGACGCCGGCCAGCGCCGCCUCCUCGGCGCGCUCGAGACGAGCGGGGCGAUUCUGCGCGAGAUGAACGCCCUCGUCCGCGUCCGCGAGGUCCACGACGCGAUGCGGGCCCUCGGGAAGGAGAUCGAGAAGGCCGGCAUCAUCGACGAGAUCACCGACGACGUCCUCGACCUCGAGGACGCCGAGGACGACGACGCCGCGCUCGAGGCGGAGGUCGGCAAAGUCAUCACGGAGGUCACCCAAACGCAGAUCGCAAACACCCACGUCGGGACGACCAAACUUCCCGCCCCAAACGAACCCGCCUCGGAGAAAAUCGCAGAGGAGGAAGAGGAGGACGAGGAGUUGCUGGCGAAACUCAACGCGCUGCGGACUUCCUAA
This is a messenger RNA of Phytomonas sp. Hart1, 648 nucleotides long. The record is from the annotation of a GenBank genome assembly. Lineage: Eukaryota; Euglenozoa; Kinetoplastea; Trypanosomatida; Trypanosomatidae.